Messenger RNA from Ricinus communis (castor bean), 1547 nucleotides. RefSeq names its product non-functional pseudokinase ZED1-like. Gene Ontology annotation, cellular component: plasma membrane. The coding region runs from base 370 to 1353 and encodes 327 amino acids. The record is from RefSeq and is a predicted model, not a curated record. Gene Ontology annotation, molecular function: protein serine/threonine kinase activity; ATP binding. The transcript has a single exon. Gene Ontology annotation, biological process: protein phosphorylation; cell surface receptor signaling pathway. NCBI's taxonomy places the organism in Eukaryota, Viridiplantae, Streptophyta, Magnoliopsida, Malpighiales, Euphorbiaceae.
AAAUGAGCUCUUAGAAGCCAUUUUGCCAUUUAUCAACGUCAUCCAGGAGGGCAGGGCCGCCUCUGGUUCUUUAAAAUCUUUAUUAAAAAGUAAACCACUGGUAUAAUUUUAAUUUUAUGAAAUCAAGAUCUAAACUUCAUAAUUCUUUUUCCCUUAUUUCAUUCGCUCCAACUCCAAGUCAAUGAUUGUUCAGAAAAAGGAAAAACUCCAAGUCAACGAGGUUGUUUCUUGCGGCAAGGAAAUUGGCAAGUGGAGUCCACGCGGUUUGCCUGUUUUCUGAAAUGCGAUGAUAUCAGUUUCUAGCUAUUCUUCAUCUGGUGUAACUUGGAAAAGUUGUUCUUGAUUCAUCGUACUGUAAAUUCGGAGGGGAUGGAGAAGGAAAGACAGAAAUGCUGGCUGGAAAAUGGAAGCAAGUUACUGGAGGAGAGGAUAGCGUUUGGUAACGGUGGAGGGAAUCCUAUAAAGACCUUCUCGGCCGACAAACUUCACGAAGCCAUUGAAGAUUUCAGGAAAAAGCAUCCACUCAAUUCCAUAAUAGACUUCACAUGGUGCAAAGGAAUAAUGGAUGGUCGCCUUCUUUUAAUAAAGAAGUAUUUCAAGAGUUGUAAAGAAGCUUAUCAGGACAUUGUGAUUACAUCUCACAUGAGCACCCACAACAAUGUUCUCAAGCUCUUAGGCUGCUGUUUGGAGCUUCCUGGUCCAGCUCUAGUUUAUGAAUAUCCUGACAACAGGAGUCUAGAUCACCUGAUUUAUGAUGGAUCACUGCCUUGGAAAACUAGAUUGAAAAUUGCCAAGGAAGUCGCAAGUGCAGUGGCCUAUCUCCACACUGCAUUUUCUAAGCGCAUCGUCCAUAGAGAUGUUAAACCUGAGAAUAUCUUCUUGGACCACAACUUCGCAGCCAAAUUAUCUGAUUUCUCACUUUGCAUAUCAAUUCCUGAAGGGGAAUCGCGUGUCAAAGAUUGUAGUAUAACGGGGACCUGGGGUUUUCUCGACCCUAACUACGUUUUGACGGAGUUCGUGACUGAAAAAACUGACGUCUUCAGCUUUGGAGUGUUCAUGCUUGUCCUUUUAACUGAACAGCCGGCUUUUACUCGACAUUAUUCAGAAAAUGGUGGCUCCGUGGUGGAUCAUGUGGAAUACUUGGUUGAAAGGGAUCGAUUCGAUGAAGUCCCAGGUCCCGGAAUUUUGGAAAAUGGGAGAACAGAAAUUGAGCCACAACUUCGAUCAGAAUUGCAAGCUUUUACAGAACUCGCCUUGAGAUGCACCCAUCUUACAGGGGAAGAUAGACCAUCGAUCCUUGAAGUGGCACAACAACUCCAGAAAAUUUAUAGUACGUCCAUCGCUGAUCCCUAAUGCCUCGCUUACCUUGGUCCAACAGUUGCCAAAUUCAAUUUGCCGCAUCAUGACACUUUACUGUUCAAUAAUAAUCCGAAUGAAAGAACUGUUAGUUUUUGAAAGCACAAUAUUUUGAGACUCCUAUAGUUCAAAUAAUAAAUCUAAAUAGACCAUGAUUUAUGGUGAUGGUCACAGCCAGCAUCAGUGCUUUA